UAUCCAGUGACUACUGUGGCGUACACUGCCGAUGUAACCACGAAUUUGCUUGGGCCUCCAGGUCCCCAGUUUUCAAACAAUGGUAAUACUAUCUACUCUCUAGUUGUGGUCCAUAAAUAUGGUAAUUGUAUACCAUCUCCUCUCUUUGUGGUCCAUAGCAAUGGUAAUUGUAUACCAUCUCCUCUCUUUGUGGUCCAUGAAAUAAAACUUUAUUUUAAAAAAUAACUAUUGAAAUAACUGUAGGCCAAUUCUGUUUAUUAUUUUUUUGUCCAGAACUCACAGUUCAAACAUUAUCAAAUGUCAUUUAAUACGUUUCAUACUCUUCAACAUUUAGCUGUGCACACAUAUUUUCCUCUACAUUUUAAAUACAUUACUGGGUGGUUACAUUUACUAUUUGUAUUAUUAUAUUAACCUCUUUUUUUUUUUUUUUUUUAUUUUACCCUCUUUUUUUUUUUUUUUUUUCGAAUGGCUUAGGAUAACUAUUUCAGUGUUAUCAUCGCACCACUACUUAUUCAUAUUUUCUCCUCUCUCUUCUUGGAAAAUUUGUCUUGAUCAGUGAUUCAAGGGUCGCCAAAAAUUCUUCUCAAAAUGUUUUCAUUUAAUGAAAAUCCAUCAUUUUUAUCAAACUUUUUUCCCCCCAAGUUUCUAAUCCGUCUCUGGAUUAGCUCCCUUAUCUCAGAGUUUUGAAUUAUCCCUCUUGUUUGAAGGCUCUGAAAUUAAACCUUGUUUUUGUAUUCCUUUGGCAGACUACAGCGAUGGAGGCCUCGCUAGAGCCCAGGGUGAGGCCCACGCACACAUUGAUGAGGAGACAUUGAGGUUGAUUGAAUCUGAACAUCUUCUUGUUGACAGGGAAUGCCUUGUGCUGGCUGAUGAAAUAGGGAAAGGUAAUUGGUAG
Lymnaea stagnalis (great pond snail) is the source of this 895-nucleotide messenger RNA. NCBI's taxonomy places the organism in Eukaryota, Metazoa, Mollusca, Gastropoda, Lymnaeidae. The record is from the annotation of a GenBank genome assembly.